Carassius gibelio (silver crucian carp) is the source of this 4548-nucleotide messenger RNA. Its product is annotated as leucine-rich repeat-containing protein 24-like. Gene Ontology annotation, molecular function: protein binding. The record is from RefSeq and is a predicted model, not a curated record. The transcript is spliced from 5 exons. Bases 420 to 2195 code for a protein of 591 amino acids. NCBI's taxonomy places the organism in Eukaryota, Metazoa, Chordata, Actinopteri, Cypriniformes, Cyprinidae.
CUCAGCUGAGCUCAUAGGAAGGAAGAGAUUUGGAGAAAGCUUCUUAACCUAUCUCAGAGGGAUACAACGCGUGAUUUUGGUUGGUUAGAUUCGUAUCGGUAAGAGCUUCGCGCUCGGCUGAUAUUGAUUUGGUAUUUUUGAUUCGGAUGUGAUGUGACAGAGGAAUAUUCCAGCAUCGCUGCUUUGUGAGGAUGGCUGGACGGAGCGGUGGCCUUUCGGAUCGCAGCUCAAAUGCCGCUUUGUUCGCCGUCCAGACGUGGAUUGAUACUUCAUUCAUGUGCAUCUGAAUUCAGUCUGUAUAAAGACCACGAGCGCAGGUCUUCAGCACCGCACGCAGCACCGCACCGAGUCCACGGCGUGGAGUUCUGCCGCCUCUUUUCUAUCAUUCCCUCUUUCCUGUUUUCGCAGUUCUUUCUGAGAUGAAUCCUCCUCAGCUCUCUGUGGUGUUGGUGCUCAUGUUGGCCCAGCUGUGCACGUCUUCAGGAGGUUGUCCAUCUGGGUGCCGCUGCUAUAGUUUGACUGUCGAAUGUGGAUCCACUGGGCUCAAAGAGUUCCCACAAGGCAUUGCACACGGGACACAGACCAUCUUUCUGCAGGACAAUGCCAUUGGACAGAUCCGUCAGCGGGAUCUCUCUGACCUCGGCCAGCUGCACUACCUCUACCUGCAGAACAACAGUAUCUCCACGCUGGAGGCCGGGGCCUUCAGAAACCUGGGUCUGCUUCUGGAGCUGGCGCUCAAUGGAAACCGCAUCCACCUGAUCACAGCUGACGUGUUCGGUGGUCUGGACCACCUGCGCAUCCUCUACCUCGCAGGAAACCAGAUCACCAGACUCCAGGACUACACCUUCAGGGGUCUGCAGCGGUUGCAGGAGCUGCAUCUGCAGGAGAAUGCGGUGGAGGUGCUGGGAGAUCAAGCUCUGGUGGGUCUGUCAUCUCUCGCUCUUCUGGACCUGAGCAGGAACAACCUGAGGACCCUGAGCCCCGCUUCACUCAAACCCCUCGUCAGCCUGCAGGUGCUGAGGGUCACAGAUAACCCGUGGCGUUGUGACUGCGCUCUGCACUGGCUGCGCGGCUGGAUAAAUGAAGAGGGUCAGAGGCUACUAAGCUCAGCCGAGCGUCGGAUGCUGUGCGCCGAACCUCCGCGUCUCUCCCAUCUCAGUCUGGUCGAGGUUCCUGCAAACAGCCUAAUUUGCAUCCCCCCCAUAGUGCAACUGGAGCCUAGCCACCUGACGGUGCGUUUGGGGGAGAGUCUCCGUGUGUCCUGCCAGGCAUCCGGAUACCCGCAGCCACAAGUCACCUGGAGGAAAGCGUCCCACGGAAAAGCCCAGCUGUCUCCCAGAGGUCUGGUGCAGGAGGUCGGGAUGGACGGAGAUGCCAAGACCAUAGGGAGGUUGGUGACGGCCAGGCCUGGUGGAAAAGGAGGGUCUGCGAGCCGCGGGCCGGUCAGAGGAGGAACCGAUGAUGGAGGUGACCGGGAAAGCUUCGAUCCCGACACGGGAAGUGGGAUGCUGUUUCUCAGCAACGUCACGGUGGCGCAUGCUGGACGCUACGAAUGCGAGGCCUGGAAUCCCGGCGGAGUAGCUCGGGUGACCUUUCACCUGUCGGUGAACAUGUCUUCAUCGUUGUCCCGCUCGGAAAUCUGGCCUCGACUGCAUUCCUCAUCUUACUAUCAUCCUUCUUCGGUGGAUGUGAGUCAGGAACCGAUUUAUGAGCUUGAAAGCAUGGACUUCAACGCACUGGGAACCGCGACCCAGACGGCCAUCGCGGUGGGAAUCUCUCUUUUGGCGUUGACAGCGUUGUUGCUUCUCUGCAUGAUUUACAGUCGUCACCGCCAACGGCAGAAAGAGGAGGAUGGAUAUGGUGCCAGCAAAGAGGAAAGCAUCCUCUACGUCAAUGACUACUCCGACGGUCCCACCACGUUUGCUCAACUUGAAGAGUACCGGGAUGAACGUGGUCACGAGAUGUUCGUGUUAAACCGUGCCAGACCGGUUCUUCCUCCCCCGCCGUCCUGCAGCCAACAGGGGUCGACGCUAAAGGCCAGUGAGUGUAUGCUGACCCCGGGCCUGGCCGCAGGGAUCGGACCCCGCAGGGCUCCUGCAGAAGGAGGCGAAGGACCUCCGCUUGAUCCUGAAGGGUUGUUCAUGAACCAGAGCUUGCUGUUUGAUACGCAGAUCGCUUAUGAGAUCCACUGCUGAACUGGAUCCUUGGACAGACUUCAAGAUUCUUGCCAUCGGAUGUUAUCCUGCUGAAUUUCCUUUCAUUCUGAGAGCACAAAUGUAUUAUUUUUUUGUGUGUGUGAAAAGCAUUGAAGGAAUAAUAGAUCUAAAAGCUGGGGUGUGUAGUUUCAGUGCUACCGAAAGGAUUUUUGCAAAAAGUCUGAAGGUCAAGGAAGUGGAGUCAGUGUUGCUACACUCUUCAACAUAAAAGUGAAACUAAAGAAGAACCAUUUUUGGUUGCCCUAAAGAACCUGUCAGUGAACAGUUUUAUAAAAUAUAUUUUUUGUUCUUAGUGUGAAGAUCAUUUUAAUUAUCUAAAGAACCUUUUGAGCAAUGCAAAAAUUAAAGGUUCUUUAUUGGCAUCUAUUGUUCCAUUAAGAAGCUUUAACAAUCAUGAAACAUUUUCAUUCCACAAAAAACGUUCUUUGUAGCAAAAAAAAAAAAAAAAAAAUAGAGUCAAUUUUCUUCACAUAAAGAGAAAAUUGUUCUUUUAAGAACUAAUCUCAGAAAGGUUGAUUUUGGGAACCCAGAACUGGUUCUUCAUUUGCAUUGUAACUAAAAAACACCUUUGGGAACCUUUAUUUUUAAGCGUGUAUAUUGUGCGGCUCAAACAAGCAGAGAAAACAUCAGUGUUUACUCUCUUUGGUGAAAUUAACCAAUAAAUGGCUAGUUAUAAUCAUCUCUUGGAUUGCACACAGCAGCUUUGAGGGAAUAGUUCAUCCAAAAAUUAUUACCAUUUGCAUUGUUUUCAUGAUUGUUUUGUUCUAUAGAAUCACAAAUGGAGAUUUUUUUGAAAGCACUAUGAUACAUUAUAAUGUUAUUUUCAAAAACAUCUUCCACUUUCCAUUUUGCAGAUUUAACUUGUUCUCAUUUGUGUUCCACAUAGGGAAAAGUAAAAGCAUAUGAGUUUGGAAAAUUAUAGAAUUUAUAUAUUUUCUUUUUUUUUAUUGACUUUUUCAACAGUGAUGGGGUGCAAGGGAACAGAGAGAAAAGAUAGUUGUAAAGUUAAACUGCAAAAAUAGAUCAGGAAGAAAAUGCAAGUGAGGAUACGGAGAGUAAAAAGUGUUUCCAAGAGUAGUGCAGUGAAAUAACUCAUUGGAUGUAGGUUAGCACUGAAAAGAUUGAGGUCAGUGAAGACAUUUAUAUUAUUACAACAGAUUUCCAUUUCAGAUAAAUGCUGUUCUAUUAAAUUUUCUAUCCUGAAAAAAAAAAAAAAAAACAAUUAUCACAUUUUCCCCAAAAAUAUGAAACUUCACAGCUGUUCUCAAUACUAAUCAUUUAUAUAAAUAAUUAAAUAAUUCCUUGAUAGAAAAUAAGCAUAUUAGAAUGAUUUCUGAAGAAUCAUGUGGCACUGGAGUCUGGAGAAUGAUGCUGAAAAUUCAGCUCUGCAUCACAUGAAUACAUUACAUUUAAAAAUAUAUUUAAAUAGCAUAUUUAUUCACAAUAUUAUGUCUUUACUUUAUUGUUUACUAAAUAAAUACAGCCAUGAUGAUCCCUAUGAGACUUUCUUUAAAAACAAGAUGAAUAAAUGAAUACAUUUAUCAUUUUUGCAUGAACUAUUCCUUCAUUAACAGCGCAGGUUAUGGAAUGAGAGCAGUUACCUACCUUUAAAAGAAGAGGUUACAUGAAACUACCAAAAACGGAUAUAUAUUUUGUCUUGUGACUGUGAAAUGAAGUGAUCCAGGCUGAGGGUUUGACCUCUUGGACAGAGACUGAGGACAACAGCAAAGAACAUUUGUCGGGACGUCCCUGUGUCCAGCGUUAUGUGUCAGGCAGUGUGAAUAGCUUAAUGUCUUUCUUCUCGCAAAUGUUGUCUACAUAUUUCAAGUAUCCUUUCUUUUCUGAUGCAUUCCUGAUGUGCAUUUAUGUGUGAACGGCAGGCAGCAGAAGAAAAUGAAAUCUGCUGUAAACAAGACCCAAAAGCGGUUGGGAGGUUUGUUCACUAGCCUGGAUACAAAUGAAGCAGUCGCAUCUAUUUCCCGUCUGAAGCUCGUUUGCUCUCCUCUUGACCUCUGGUGGAAUAACACUGUGAAUAAACAAACAGGACUCUACAUUCACAGCUAGCUUUUGUAAGUUAUUAGAUAUUCCAGUUUCUUUCAUAUAACAGGGUUGUUUUGAGUGAGUAUUUUUUCUCUUCCCCAGCAUUACAUGGACUAUUGAGUAGUGAACACAUCAGGGUAAACUGUAUAAUUAUAAAGCAUUCAUUUCAGCUUGUGGGAACAUCUCAAGGUGUUAAGCUUCUGCUGAACAUUACAAUAGAUUGUGUAUUUCUGUGAAAUGUCUAUCAAAUAUCAACCUAUUUUAUCCGAAUAAAUUAUGCCUUUAUUUGAAA